Molecule: messenger RNA, 378 nt
Organism: Necator americanus (New World hookworm)
Lineage: Eukaryota; Metazoa; Nematoda; Chromadorea; Rhabditida; Ancylostomatidae
Exons: 3
Coding region: 1-378 (125 amino acids)
Source: RefSeq, a predicted model, not a curated record
AUGUUAACUGGACUUCCGCAGUUGGAGCAAGGUCGCUCCUUCCACAGCAAUCCACGAUCAGCGAGCCAUUCGCCGAAUUCCUUCUCCGAAUUCGAUGCAAGCUCCGGCCAAGUGACGUUUAAUUACGCUGCGUCCGGAGACCAGCCGACCGCGAAGCUGAAGCACCUCUUCAUGGACUUCUUCAAAUUUGAACUUGAAUGCUUCACCAAGGUCAAGGCGGCGCUCUACGCUAAGUCCGAUGCUCGCCUGGCGUUCAGCGAAAAGAGGCCGGCUCCUUACGGAACCAUCUCCUUAUACAUUGGGUUCGCUAACGCCUACUUACAAGUGAAAGUUGACAACGGCUCCAAUGAUCUCCUCACUAUCAACGCCCAAGAGUAA